Carya illinoinensis is the source of this 816-nucleotide messenger RNA. RefSeq lists its product as uncharacterized. Bases 112 to 720 code for a protein of 202 amino acids. NCBI's taxonomy places the organism in Eukaryota, Viridiplantae, Streptophyta, Magnoliopsida, Fagales, Juglandaceae. The record is from RefSeq and is a predicted model, not a curated record. The transcript is spliced from 2 exons.
UCCUCUCUCUCCAUCUCUCUCGAUCGUCGCUCUCUCUGUAACACGAAACCCUCACCCAUUUUGGGAUCGAAAACCCUUGCUACCGCCACCUCGCCGUGCCAUGUCUGCCAGAUGCUGGCCACGGUGAGCCCUUACUCUCUGUGUUUGUCACACUCACUCACUCUCUUCCAUUCUCUCUUUCUGUCUCCGCCUCUCUGUCUCUCUCUGAAAUUUUCCACCCGCCGACCACCCCACUACCUCUCACUAGCGUACUUCUCCUCCUUCUGCCGUCUCUCACUUUCCCUCCUUCCGCGUCUGUCUCCGUCAAUCUUCUGUCCCUCUCAUUCUCUCUGUCUCCGUCACACUCUCUCUCAGGCGGACGACUACCCACUUCCGCCUUCCCUCUCAGUUUCCACUCCCUCACUCUCUGUCUCACCCUCUCGGUUUCUCCUCUCUCUCUCUCUAGCUCCGCAGCACACACAAUCUGUUUAUUUCUACCUAAGACCCACCACACCCAUUCAAGAGACCACUGCGCCUUCAGCUUACGAGACGGGAAUGACCACAGGAAGCAGCAGAGCUCGGGACGCCUGUGAUCAUCCAGAGAUUCUCCCCUUCGUGUGUUGGUGGGGCCAUUUGCAGGCCAGGGUACAAAAUACGUCCGUAUCAGCAUGCAUUAAUAUAUAUGUGAAAAUUGAAACUUAUAAUUUAAGAGUAUUUGUGUGUCUUUAUAUCUAUAUCUAAAAUUACUACUUAUUUAAAGUUUUUUUCUAUUCUUAGAUUUAGAUUUGAAUUUUUUAUGUGCUCAGUUUCUCCAAUAAAUUUUAGGUGAAUUUAAUA